Molecule: messenger RNA, 1479 nt
Organism: Carica papaya (papaya)
Lineage: Eukaryota; Viridiplantae; Streptophyta; Magnoliopsida; Brassicales; Caricaceae
Product: protein ECERIFERUM 26-like
Molecular function (GO): acyltransferase activity, transferring groups other than amino-acyl groups
Source: RefSeq, a predicted model, not a curated record
UUAACCCUUCUUUUACCAUCUCCUCUCCAUCUCCAUCUCCAUCUCCAUCUCUCUGCAACUUCAUUCUCGAAAAUGGUGUCUUCAACAACAGAAGAAACCGGGUUGAUCUCCAACAUAAGGCUCUCCUCUGUGGGUACGAGCACGGUGACGGCGCCGGACGUUGUGCAGGAGGCGGACGGCGUGGACUUGGCCAUGAAGCUUCACUACAUAAAAAGUGUUUACAUAUUCGACAAGGAAGCAGGUGAGGGUCUGACAAUUAUGCGGGUUAAGGAGUCCUUGUUCUACCUGCUCAAUGACUUUUAUGUCAUCUGUGGCCGGUUCCGGCUGUCGGAGUCCGGCCGGCCUUAUAUAAAGUGUAAUGACUGCGGGGUGAGGUUCGUGGAGGCUGACUGUGAGAAGACGGUGGAGGAGUGGCUAGCCAUGAAAGAUCAGGCUGAGCUUCAUGAUCAUCUGGUUUACUAUCGACCCAUCGGUCCAGAAAUCUCCUUCUCUCCACUCGUUCACAUGCAGCUGACCCGAUUCAAAUGCGGAGGUGCAGCGGUGGGUCUAAAUUGGAUACACGUCUUGGGAGAUCAAUCUGCCUCUGCAUAUUUCCUCAACAAAUGGGGCUCCGUUUUGGCCGGACUCCGAGCCGGAAACCCACCACCAACUCCUGUUUCACUACCACCAAUCAAGAAGCUCCAAAGAUCCGAAAACCCACCACCCGUUGACAAACAACCAAUUUCUCUUAAACGGGUUGACCCGGUUGGAGAUAUUUGGGAAUUACCCGGUAACUCCAAAAUGGGUAAAUUUUCAUUCCACCUGUCGCCCUCCCACCUCUCCCGUUUACAAUCACAGGUAUGCCGCGACAGUAAAAUCCCAGAGUUCGAGUCAGUCUGUGCAAUUAUUUGGCAAUCCAUCGCCAAUAUUUCUUCACAAGAAUCCCAACCCAGAAAAGUGACCUUGUUCAAAACUCUUCCUUUUGACCCGAAAACCUCUAUUUUGGGUAAUAACCAAAUCAUCAGUGCAAUUGAAGUUGAUUUCUCGAUUCCGACUGCACAUUUGAAAAACCUAGCAGAGUCGUUACUGAAUGAAGCCACAGACGAGAGAGAUGGAAUUAAAUCAGUGGUUGAAGCAGAUAUUGAAACAUCAGAUUUUAUAAUUUACGGGGCAAAUUUAACUUUGGUGAAUUUGGAGAACGCAAACGUCUACGGGUUGAAAUUGAACGAGCAAUCGCCGAAGCUUGUGUACUACAAUGUCGAAGGUGUCGGAGAUGGAGGAGUAGUAUUGGUACUUCCCGUAGAAGAAGAUUCUUCAAGAGGCAUGUUUGUAACUGUAACUAUGCUCAAAGAUCAAAUGUCAAGCCUUAAAAAUGAGUUGACAAAUAGAGGUGUUUUGUUGAAUAGUGAGUGAGUGUUCUGUUAAUAGUAGAUGGGUUUAUGUAAUGACUAUCUCUCUAUAUUGUAACUUGUAACUUGUCUUAUGAAGGAAUAAGGAAGG